Messenger RNA from Cucurbita maxima (winter squash), 2409 nucleotides. RefSeq names its product myosin-9. The record is from RefSeq and is a predicted model, not a curated record. Bases 289 to 2220 code for a protein of 643 amino acids. Lineage: Eukaryota; Viridiplantae; Streptophyta; Magnoliopsida; Cucurbitales; Cucurbitaceae. The transcript has 18 exons.
UUCUUUUGCGGAGUGCAGAAGGGUGUCCUGUCAACAGCCGCGAGACAGAGGGGAAAGGGAGAGGAGGAGGAAGGGGUUCGAUUACAAACGGUUGUCUCCUCUUGUUUUCUAUCUCUUUUAGUCUUCUCUCCAUUUUUCGUAUUGCUUUUUACUUCUAGAUUGAUAAUAUUCUCCGUUUCCUUCAUCAUCUUAGUCUUCCUUCCCCACCCACUUCCGCUCUGCAGUCCAACAAACGCAUCAAUUCUCGUUUAAUAUGCUCAAGUAAUCAGAUUUAUUAUCACACUGAAAAUGGAUCAAGAGUUAGCUGAUAAUGAAAAUUUGCUCACUCGUAUCCAAUCUUUGGAACAUGAGCGUGAUGAGUUAAGAAAAGAUAUCGAACAAUUAUGCAUGCAGCAAUCUGGACCUGGUUACCUUUCUGUGGCCACUCGAAUGCAUUUUCAGAGGACAGCUGGGCUGGAACAGGAGAUUGAGAACCUGAAAAAGAAGUUUGCUGCUUGUACCAGAGAGAAUCACAAUCUUCAAGAGGAACUCACAGAAGCCUACAGAAUAAAAAGUCAGCUGGCAGAUCUGCACAGUUCAGAGGUUGCAAAGAAUUUGGAAUCAGAGAAGCAGCUUAAGUUUUUCCAAGGUUGUGUUGCUACUGCUUUUGCUGAACGGGAUCAUUCCAUUAUGGAGGCUGAGAAUGCGAAGGAGAAAGAAGAGUCAAUGUCGCAAAAGCUUAAAGAGGUCCAAAAUAGAUUAGAAGAGUUGUCUUCUGAUUGUCUUAAUUUGAGGGAAACUAAUGAUACACUAUGCAUUAACCUAGCCAGGCAAGAAGAGUGGAAUGAGGUUUCAAAACAGGUAAUCAAUAAGUUUUACGAGAUCAGACAGAAUUCUCUCGAAGAAUUUAUGGAUACUAGCUGGGACGAAAAAUGUCAGUGUCUUUUACACGAUCCUCUAGAAAUGUGGAGUUUCAAUGAUUCAUCAACCUCUAGAUAUAUAAAUUCUUUGGAAGAAGGACUGGAGACAAUGAAGAAAACAGUGGAUGAUCUUCAAAAUAAGCUACGGAUGGGUGUGGAAAUUGAAAAGCAUUUAAAGUUGAAGGUGAAAGAUUUGGAGUUGAAGCUGAUUCGCAUGGCUGAUACGAUCAAGAGCAAGAUAUCAGGGUUUCAUCAAUACUAUUCUCACCACCGAGAUCAUAUAUUGAAUUUAUUGGACAAAGAGAAAUCUAAUAUGAAUUCAACAAUAGGAGAGAUUGAAGAAAAGAUUAUGCAAUAUAGCUGGGGAGUUCAGAAUUUGAAAGAUUCUGAGAAAGAGCUGAAAACUGAAAAUGAUUCCGAGGAUGGCCAUUUGAUUACCAAUGCCAAGAUGAAAAUUCCUGAGUUACCAGAUCCCAUUGCUGAUGAAAAUGUUGAGGCCUCUGAAGCUCUUGCUUUGGCACUGCAAGAAAAGGUUUCAGCUCUGUUACUUCUUUCACAACAGGAAGAGAGGCAUCUUCUGGAGAGAAAUGUCAAUGCAGCUCUUCAAAGAAAAACAGAGGAGCUUCAGAGAAACUUACUACAGGUUACCCAUGAAAAAGUUAAAGCACUAAUGGAGCUGGCACAAGUAAAGCAAGAACUUCAACUACUUAAAGAGGAAAGUGUUGAUUUGAAACGAGGAGCCGGGACUGUGGAAAGGAAACUUGUUAGUCACGAGAGAGAGGGGAAACUAAAAGGCUUGCUGAAGGCUACAUAUCUGAGACAUUGGGUCGGUACGCCAGAAAUCAGUGGGAGUGAAGCUGCGGUUUACGUGGAUAACGAAGAAAAUUACUCUUCUCGAAAGUCUGCUGUGGAUUUUGCCAGAAUGAAAAUUGAAAAUGCUACUCUUAGAGAAAGUAUUGAAAGCAUGGAGCAACUGACCACUUCAAUUCACAGGCUUCGUCUCUCUAUUCUGAAGGCCAAAGAGUCUGGUACUUCUGAAGGUCCAACUUCAAGCGUUUUGGGAGCUCUAAAGGGCAUAAUCAAUGAGGCAAAACUCAUAAAAACUGCACUUAGCAGCUCUUUACCCAUCAGUUGGUCAGCUGAGGUAAAUAUUGAGUCCAGUGGGGAAACUUUACAUGAUUCAAAUGAUGUUUUAGGAGGAGAGUCUAGGCUGGUAAAGAUAGAUUUCGUUUCUGCUGCCGGUUUUGAGAUGGUUGAGCUCCUUGUUUCUGUGGCUGAGUUGUUACUAAAGGAUUACAACAUGGCUGAAAGUGGUUCUUGAAUAUAAUGAUGGCUGGAUCAUUUGAUGAUGAAGCAAAGUGGUGUGUGCAUUACUGUGUAGGUGUUUCUUUAGAAUAUAUAUACAAACUGUAAAUGCUGAAUGUAUCCUUUAGUCUAUUGGCUCUGAUGGAAUUGUGUUCUUCCUAAUCAUUUGUACAUUUGAUUAGUUAAACGAAGUUACCUUUGUCAA